Loxodonta africana (African savanna elephant) is the source of this 1441-nucleotide messenger RNA. RefSeq names its product olfactory receptor 2M3-like. The record is from RefSeq and is a predicted model, not a curated record. Gene Ontology annotation, cellular component: plasma membrane. Gene Ontology annotation, biological process: detection of chemical stimulus involved in sensory perception of smell; G protein-coupled receptor signaling pathway. NCBI's taxonomy places the organism in Eukaryota, Metazoa, Chordata, Mammalia, Proboscidea, Elephantidae. The transcript has a single exon. Bases 398 to 1441 code for a protein of 347 amino acids. Gene Ontology annotation, molecular function: G protein-coupled receptor activity; olfactory receptor activity.
UUCUCUUCACUUUCAGCAAGCAAGGUUAUGUCAUCUGCAUAACACAGGUUGUUAAUGAGUUUUCCUCCAAUCCUGAUGCCCCAUUCUUCUUCAUAUAGUCCAUGAAUUGUAUAACAUGAAUAUUAUUAUUCUGAUUUUUCAAAGGAGAAAAAAAAAUGCUCAGAAGGUGAACUUCAGACAAGUUCUACAAUUUCGAAAGUGAAGUAAUGUUGACAGAUUAUAUUUCUGUCUGAUUCUGUAGUUCUUGUUCUUUGAGUUUCCUAAUUUUGUUCAUUCCAUAUUGAUCAGUGACUUACAGAAUUCACUAGAACCAUGUGCUUUAUAAGGCAUUGGGUAGACAUUCACCAUAUUAAUGAACCGGUGUUCUUUUUUGUGGUUCUAGAUAACGGACUUAUUAAUGAUGGCGUGGGAGAAUCAGACCUUCGACUCAGAAUUCAUCCUUCUAGGAAUCUUUGAUCAUAGCCCUACCCACAUCUUCCUCUUCUCUCUGAUCCUGGGCAUCUUCACAGUGGCCCUAAUGGGAAAUACUACCAUGAUUUUUCUCAUAUACCUAGACACCCAGCUCCACACCCCCAUGUACUUUCUCCUCAGUCAGCUGUCCCUCAUGGACCUCAUGCUGAUCUGCACCACGGUACCCAAGAUGGCCUUCAAUUACUUGUCUGGCAGAACAGCCAUUUCUGUGACAGGCUGUGCCACACAAAUUUUUUUCUAUGCAUCACUGCUUAGCUGUGAGUGCUACCUGUUGACUGUAAUGGCCUAUGACCGCUAUGUUGCCGUUUGCCAUCCUCUAAGAUACCCCAGUCUCAUGAGCCUUAGAAUUUGUGGACUUAUGGUUGCCUUCUCCUGGAUUCUGGGAUCUUCCGAUGGUGUCAUUGAUGCCGCAGCAACAUUUUCUUUCUCCUAUUGUGGGUCCCGGGAAAUAGCUCACUUCUUUUGUAAUUUUCCUUCUUUGCUAAGCCAUGCAUGCAAUGACACAUCAACAUUUGAAAUGGUUCUCUUUAUCUGCUGUAUAGUAAUGAUUGUUAUCCCUGUAGUAAUCAUCAUUGUUUCCUAUACUAGAGUCCUUCUGGCUGUCAUUCGCAUGGGAUCUGGGGAGGGUCGCCACAAAGCUUUCACCACCUGUUCUUCCCACCUCAUGGUGGUUGGAAUGUACUACGGAACAGCCUUGUUUGUAUACAUCCGGCCCACUUCUGAUCGUUCCCCCACCCAGGACAAGAUGGCGUCCAUCUUCUACACCAUCCUUACUCCCAUGCUUAAUCCCUUCAUCUACAGCCUCCGCAACAAAGAAGCGACCAGAGCAUUCAUGAAGGUAUGUCUGGAGAGUAAAUUCUGUAAUUGUCUUUAUUCUUUGUUUUCUGCUAAGUACUUCUCUUCCAAAAAAUCAGGUAAUGAAAACUCUAUGGAACACAGUUUUACUCUGACACACAUGGGAUCGCCAUGA